Molecule: messenger RNA, 528 nt
Organism: Ceratina calcarata
Lineage: Eukaryota; Metazoa; Arthropoda; Insecta; Hymenoptera; Apidae
Product: mediator of RNA polymerase II transcription subunit 15-like
Exons: 3
Coding region: 1-528 (175 amino acids)
Source: RefSeq, a predicted model, not a curated record
AUGGUGGCAUCACCAGCGUUAGUUCCAUCACCAAAUCCCCAACAUGCUACCAUGGCCGGACCACAACGAUCUGUAGGUAUGGUACCAUCUCCUAGCAGUUCUUUGAAUACGCCCGGAGGUGUAGGAGCGACUCCAAGCCCCCAACAAGAAGAUCAAGCAUAUAGAGAUAAAGUUAGACAAUUAAGUAAAUACAUAGAACCACUAAGAAGAAUGAUUGCUAAGAUGAGCAGCGAUGGAAAUGUUGACAAAAUAAGCAAAAUGAAGAAGCUUCUAGAAAUUUUAUUAAACCCCACUAAACGGACGCCGCUAGACACAUUAUUAAAAUGUGAAAUAGUUCUAGAAAAGUUAGAUUUUAAGCGGGGUGACGCAAGCGUACGGCCUCCAGUAACGACACUGAAAGAACAUCAUUUCUUUAGUCCGCUUUUGGAAGCAGUGAGCACUCAUCUCCAAAGCCCUGUUGUAAAUCAUACGUUACAACGUACUUUUGGCCCGUGUCUAGAAGCUUUGUUCGGACCAGAAAUAAAGUGA